UUGUCUGAAAGUGACAUCCCUCUGGAGAAAGUGGUCAACCCUCGAAAAGAAGAAGCCCUAGAUGAAAUAAAAAGAAAACCCAAAACAAAAAAAGUUAUUUCCAUUCCGUUAACAGGGACGUCUAAAAAGAAGUUGGCGAGGAUUGCCAAAGAGCAAGAACAUGAUGGCAAGAGAACAACGACCCAAUACCUCAUUGAAUGUUCCAACAAGGAGUUCAACCAAGAAAUUGAUGCUUUCGUCCCUCGAGGUUCUUGGGUGAAGCUCUGCUCCGAAUUCUGGGCGAAGAAUAAAUACAAAAAUCAGUGGUUCACGAUUCGUCGGCAAUGUAAAGGAAUGCCAUCAACUUCCACUGAUACAAUCAAUUGGGAUGAAUUUGUUCCGAACAAGUUAGCAAAAGAAGUAUUAGAAGCAUUGAAAAGGAUGAACAUUCAUCACCCGUAUGGUGUUCAGGCUCAAUGUCUUCAUAGUUUUCAAUCCAAGAAUCAUUUGUUCGUUGCUGCUGAGACAGGAUCUGGAAAAACGCUCGCUUUCGCUCUACCUCUCGUUAGUUGGAUAAUACAGAAUCAGAAAAGAGAUAAAAUGGAAAAAGCGGUUGUUAUGGUAGCUACUGGAAGCUUGAAGACACAAGUUCAUUCUGUCUUCAAAGAACUCACACUAUCUACAAAUGUAAAAGUAAAGAUGUGUGAGAGAGGAGAUAAUACUACUGAGGAUUGGGAUAUUCUGAUAGGAACUCCAGGACUUAUUGAAGGCAGUUUGAAGAAUUUGAAAGAUCCAUCUUCGGUCAAACAAAUAGUUCUUGAUGAGGCUGAUAUGUUACUCGAUGAAGGCUUUACGGACGUUUUGACCGAAAUUUUUUCAAUCGUUCCAGUAGCCCAUUCAGAAACGAAUCUAACCCCUAGUCGAGAAGAAGGAGCUCGACUCAUAUUUUGCUCAGCGUCUUGUCCCGAAGAACUUGAGUGUAUCACAGAGGGUGUAGUUGAAAGAGCAUCUUUGAGCUAUAUAAAAAGCGAAAACCUUCAUGAACUUUCAACAAAUAUUGAAAUGAAGUUUAUAAGAUUGAGAGAGAAAGAUAAGCUUGAAUGUUUAGCUCAAAUUUUGGAAGCCGAUGUGAAAAGAGGAGAUCAUAACCAGAGUCUUGUUUUCUGUAAAGAUAGAAAGACAGCUAAGUUCGUACAUGAGUCUCUGGAGAACUCUAAGAUCGGGAACUCGUUGUGGUCUUCAGACUCAUCGGGCUCUGUCAUUGAAGCACAACGUGUUUUCGUUGCUACCGACAUUGCAUCUCGAGGUUUAGACUUGCCUCGUCUACGUCAUGUGAUAAACUAUGACAUGGCAAGACAUACUGUGGAUUUCUUGCACAGGAUAGGAAGAGUUGGUAGACUUGGCUCAAAAUUUCUGGGCUCGGUCACUUCAUUCGUUCGAACUCCAUACGAAGUUGAAAUGACGAAGAAGAUAGAGUUGGCCGCACGCUUACGGAAGCCUUUACGAGACAUAGAGACCGACGUCACAGCAAGAUUGAAGGAGCGAAAAACAGAAGAUGAGGAAUAA
This is a messenger RNA of Auanema sp. JU1783, 1545 nucleotides long. Lineage: Eukaryota; Metazoa; Nematoda; Chromadorea; Rhabditida; Rhabditidae. The record is from the annotation of a GenBank genome assembly.